Messenger RNA from Saccostrea cuccullata (small rock oyster), 1331 nucleotides. RefSeq lists its product as uncharacterized. NCBI's taxonomy places the organism in Eukaryota, Metazoa, Mollusca, Bivalvia, Ostreida, Ostreidae. The record is from RefSeq and is a predicted model, not a curated record. The coding region runs from base 17 to 712 and encodes 231 amino acids. The transcript is spliced from 6 exons.
AAUGGGGGAGACAUAAAUGAAUUCCUGGAAGAGUUUUUUCUUCAAAUUUCUUCAAAUUCAUGGAAUGGCUUCAAGCAACCACAAGAGGAAAAUAAUUGUUAUUUUCAUAACAUUCUUGUGUAAUAUGUUGCAAUCUGUUAACCUUGAUUCAAUUAACAAGUGCGAUGUUUCUUUUCCAACUAUAUCUGUUGUUUCCUAUUGUCCUGUUUCCGAAGAAGAAUGGAAUGAAAGAGCUGUGAAGAAGCAAUGCCAUAAUAUUCCUCAAAACUGCUCAGAAAACUUAUUAUUCCAUUGUUUGGUUAAUGUCUUCAGAAAUGCAACAGUUGAAGUGUGCGCAAAGGCAAUAGAAAUUGUUGGUGGCUGUGCGGAGUUUAAUCAAGAAAUAGGGAGUAUACAGACAAAUGUAGUAUUCAACUGUAUCUCUUGUAAAGAAAGGAUUUACAACUCCACAGAUGCCUAUAAAUAUGGGGAAUGCAAUCAAGUUGUAAAACAACCAAAUAAUGCAGGCAAACCUUUAUUAUUCUGGGGAGAUCGUGGAGACAAGGUGUUACACAUAACAGUUGAAACCGAUGAAAAAACAACUGGAAAUUUUCCUGCAAUAACCAGUACGACUGUACUUCUCACCUUCAUGUGUUUAGUGUUAACAGUUCUGCUUGUAAUGAUUGUAAUUUUGAUGAUUUCCAAGUUUCGAGGGAUUAAAGGGAAAAGAUGACUUAAAGAAUGUAUAUGUGUAACAUAGUUUUCGUCAUCAAUGAAGACUGUGAUAUUUUAGAAAAAUAUUAAGACUUUACUAUGAAUGCGAGUUUUGUAUGUAGUAGACCUAUAAAAGUGGAAACAUCGUUAGCGAUGAAAAUCGGACGGCUAGCAAAAUUGUAUUUACCAACAUACAGUAUGACCUUGUAAAUAUUACAACUGAACUGAUAUUAUACAUACUUUGCAACAUGAUUUAUUCCUUCGUUCACGAUAAUAUGGUAUGAUGCAUUAUUUAAUAAAAACCGUUGCUUGAUUUUUCAAGCACGCAACAAGUUUUUUUUUUUUGCUAUUUAUCAAAGGUUUUGAUGUGUUGUAGGAAAUGAUCAUGUAAAAAUGCAUGGUAUACAAAUUUCUUCUCCAAGGACAGAAUAUUUCAAUGAAAAUAGAAAAUACUGCCACUCCUGCUUUAUUAAAAAGUCUGAAAUUGAAUGAAAUUGAAAUCGUAUAAACCGAGGUCCCGUAUCGCAAUAGGUGCUGGCACGAAAACGAUCCCUUCCUGCUCAUUGGCCCUAGGUGCCGAGUAUAGGAGAAUUUGUUGCUCUCCGCCGACAAGUGGCGUCUUUAUAUGAGUGAAAAUU